AUGGGUGGCUCAGCUUUCUCGUCAGGAUGCAAUCCACUCUUAACUCCCCGAAUGCCGAAAAGAGUCUACGAAGCCACCAAAGGCAGAUGCGAAGAGAUUCUCCGCACUUUGUACUCUUGCGUGGAGUCUCCUCUUGAGGGCCCAGGCAAAACGGACUUUGGGGACAUCGAUUUUCUGCUCGCCUCACCGAAACCAGAGGCUUCUGAAGGUGCUUACGCGAUCCAAACCAUAUCCAAAGCUCUUGGGGCAGAGAAAUCAAUUAUCGCAGGAGGCAAUGAACCUGCGGGCAGUCUAGCCAUUCCUUGGCCGACAGAUGAACAGGAUGCCAAGGAAGGGUCCGAUAAAAAGCACAUCCAAAUUGACGUCCGAGUAUGCGAAACAGAGCGUAAGCUACGCUGGAUGCUUUUCAAACACGGCCAUGGAGACCUGUGGAAUCUUAUGGGUUCAACAAUCAGACCUUACGGGUUGACCGUUGAUGACAGUGCCAUGUGGCUCAGAGUCCCCGAGAUUGAAGAGUCUGAUAGAAAGCGAGCCAGGAUCUAUCUCACGUCUGAUCCAGCCAAGGUCAUGGACUUUCUUGAUAUGCCAAUGGACGGAUACUGGGACAAGUCUUUCCCCAGCGUCGAAGAAAUGUUUGAUUACGCUACUCUUUGUCGAUUCAUGUACGUUCCCCCGGUUGCACCAGAGCCCGAUGCAAAGAAACUCAAAGCAAACGAUCGCCGGCGCAUGACCUAUCGGCCUGUUUUCAAGAAAUGGGUCGACGAAUUCCUUCCCGAAUGCCGCCGCCUUGGAAAGUUCCCGGAGCAGAAAUUUACGAGGGAGCAAGUGACCAAAGAGGCCUUCUCUACAUUUGGCGUUGAAGAGGAGUUCAACACUCGACGCAAGGCGUUUCUAGCCGAGCGACAAAGAGACCUUAUCUGGAAUACAUCCAUAAAAGGCGGCAUCCCGGAGCUUAAAUCCUCAGAACCACAAGACAUUCUUUAUAGAUCGUGUCUUGCCAAAGCCCUGAAGAGGAUUAUUCUCGAGGAUGAUACGAGCUAUGGCAUUGUGCCGGAAAAGAGCCUCAAGAAUCCUGACGGUACUUACAACAUGGAAGAUGUUCAAGCCUUUGUUGCAAAUCAUCAUGAAGAUGUUGGGAAGGCAGCCAUGAGUCGCCACAAUGAUCAUUACACCCAACGCAGAGCCACAAAGAAGAUUAAAACAAAACAAGAAUCAUCCUAA
Molecule: messenger RNA, 1221 nt
Organism: Trichoderma virens Gv29-8
Lineage: Eukaryota; Fungi; Ascomycota; Sordariomycetes; Hypocreales; Hypocreaceae
Exons: 1
Coding region: 1-1221 (406 amino acids)
Source: RefSeq, a predicted model, not a curated record